Molecule: messenger RNA, 1557 nt
Organism: Microdochium trichocladiopsis
Lineage: Eukaryota; Fungi; Ascomycota; Sordariomycetes; Xylariales; Microdochiaceae
Product: kinase-like domain-containing protein
Exons: 3
Coding region: 1-1557 (518 amino acids)
Biological process (GO): peptidyl-serine phosphorylation; protein autophosphorylation; autophagy
Cellular component (GO): cytoplasm; autophagosome
Molecular function (GO): protein binding; ATP binding; protein serine/threonine kinase activity
Source: RefSeq, a predicted model, not a curated record
AUGUCUGUCGCUGACAUCUUCCUGUGCUUCGGCGACAUUCAGCAAGACAAGGAUGCUGAUGAGGAUGCUGCCCAGGAUGCUGCUCACCCAAAGGCACUUAGCUCCAACGCAAGCUUCAUCCUCGACCCCUCUCAGCUCAGCAAAGCUCAACAACAAGCCCUGGUAGGGGAUCGUAUAGAUCCCUUGCCAGAUCCAACUUUCGUCUUGCGUUUUGAACAGAACAUAUACAAUCCGGAUGGCUGGUUCUUUGGCUCCUCAGACGACACAACUGAGAGCGACUUUCAGAUCAUAGCUGAUAAUUCGUCGGGUGUGAGCCGUAAACACAUCCUCAUCGACGUCGAUCCGGAUGAGCUACGGCCCAGGGUCACCAAUCGUUCCAGCAACGCGAUUCGCAUCACGGGUCAUACCGAGGAAGGCGUUACGAGGUACAUCACGCUCGAGAAGGGAGAACACGAGUUACUGCCCGGUUCGAGCACACUCGAUUUUGGACCAGUCACUUUCUCCUUUCGGAGGCCGAAAUUGGUAGCAAGGGAGGACAUAAACAAAUUCCGCAAGCACACAGACGAUUUCAACAAGGGUGUCCUCGCGGCCUUGCCUCGAAACCCAAAGACUGGGAAUCUGACGCCCAACAUGCGAUGCGCACAAAUGGGGAUAUUCAACACGAAGACAAUCUACGCUGCCAAGAUUACCCACUACCACGCAGCUGAUAACGACUCCAAGCCAAAUGUCAUCGAAGUCGUAGCUCUCAUCCCAGGCCACGGGAAGGAGCCCGCUUGGCUCAUUAUGCCAUAUGUCGAGUUUGAUCUCUCAAGAGUUGGGCUUUCAGACGAGGACAGGCCAAGGGCACUGCUAGACGUCGCCAGUGGUCUUGAAUACAUCCACAAGGCAGGCCUUGCUCAUCGAGAUUUGAGUCCAAGAAACAUUCUUGUGCAGAUGGAGUCGGACAAGCCUGACGGAAGGUUUCUGCAUGCAAUUAUUAUUGAUUUUGGCAUUUCGAAGUCUAAGAGUACGGACAUGUCGACAUACCUUGGCACUCCCUUAUACAUGGCGCCGGCGUUUUGGGUGAAGGAUCGCAGGUACACCGAGAGGGUCGAUGUCUUUUCAUUGGGGGUCAUUAUGAUUCAGCUGUUGACCUAUUGGGAUGGCGGCACAAUCCUCCAAAGCGACAAAAAGAAACUGCGAACGUCGGACGACUUCGACUACUGGUUCGACAUUCUGCGGGACCAAGUCCAACAAGCGCCCGCACUUCUUCAAGAAGGGCUGCUGGGCGCGACUGAGAAGCAGGCAGACCAACGGUGGACUUUUUCACAAUGCCGGGAGUGGCUUGCGAACUAUCCGCCCAGGCCCAAGAAGCGGCCUGCCUCGCAGCAGCUUGGUCCGCCAGGUCGGCAGCUCGAGUACAUGCCACAGUCUCGUGAAUCGUCGCCUUUCUCGAUUCCGGACACGGACGAGCCGCCAUCGCCGUGUCGCGCCAGCUCCCCAGACUCGGUUGUGGAUGGUGCCCAGGAGCAAGUAGCUGAGGAUGAGGAGGAGGAGGAAGCUGAGGAAUCAGACUAA